AUGGCCACGCUGAGCGUGAAGCCAGGGCAGCGCUACUCCGUGCCAGACUGGCACACCAACUCCCAUCUCAUCUCAGCUGAUGCUGAGCGCCAGCGCUCUGCUUCCCACCAAGUCCGGCAGGAAGCCAGGGCCCUCCGCAAUGAAACCAACAGCCAGACGGAAUGGGAUGAGCACGACAACCGAACCCGGCUGGCUGAUCGUAUCAGCAGUGUGAACAGAUGGAAGGAGAAGCUGGACAAAUGCCUCGCAGACAUAGAUGCAGAAAUCGAUGCCUUAGCCAAAGUGAAGGAGGCAGCAGAACGUGCCCUGCAGGCAAAGAACUUGUCUUUGGAUGUGUCCAUCGAGUGCCUGACGCUCCGGGAGAGUCGCCGUGCCAUCGAUGUGGUGAGAGACCCUGUGGAGGAGGAGCUGCACAAGGAGGUGAAGAUGAUCAACAAAGCCAAGAGAGAACUGCAGGAGAAAGUGACCGAAGCCUUCCAGCAGCUCUGCCACUUGCAGGAGGCUCGCCAGCGGCUGAGCUGUGACCACCGGCACAAGAUGGAAGCCCUGGAAAUCGACCGUGUGUGCUUGUCCCUCAACGUGAACUCUCCCAACAUCUCCUUCAAAGUCAACCCAACACGGAUCCCAGGCGGGACAACUACACUUGGUGAGUGGGAACAGCACAGCCGAGACAACAAGGAGCAUGCCGAGGCAGAAAUGAAAGCCUCCAGCCAGCUCCGAGAGGCAGCAGUGCUGACCAUUGCCCAGACAAACAAUGAACUGGAGGCUCAGCGCGUGGCCACUGAGUUUGCCUUUCGCAAGAGGAUUAGGGACAUGGAGAGAGCCUACGAUGAGCUGAAGUGGCAGGAGCAGAACACCCUUGAGGAAAUUGCUGAGCUGGAGGAGGACAUCCGGCGCUUGGAGGAAGAUCUUCGGCGCAAAGCACAGGAUCUGAAAGUGGCACACACCCGCCUGGAGACCCGCACCUACCGUCCUGAGGAGGAGCUCUGCAGGGACCAGGCCCAGUAUGGGCUGACAGAUGAAGUCCACCAGCUGGAGGCGACCAUCCGUGCGCUCAAGAAGAAGCUGGCAGAGUCACAGGAUGCUUUGGAUGCUCUUUACAGGCAACUUUAUCGCAUUCAGACUGAUCUUGGCUACAAAGCCAAUUCCUUAGUACUGGACAACAAGUGCAUGGACAGCCGGAGAAAACUUGUGGUUCCUGCUGAGAAAUUUGUGCCAGAGGUUGACACUUUCAACCGAACCACGAACCGUGAGCUGAAGGACAAGCAACUAGAGGUGGCUUAA
Indicator indicator is the source of this 1284-nucleotide messenger RNA. RefSeq names its product tektin 2 (gene TEKT2). Gene Ontology annotation, cellular component: microtubule cytoskeleton; nucleus. Lineage: Eukaryota; Metazoa; Chordata; Aves; Piciformes; Indicatoridae. The record is from RefSeq and is a predicted model, not a curated record. Bases 1 to 1284 code for a protein of 427 amino acids. The transcript is spliced from 9 exons. Gene Ontology annotation, biological process: cilium assembly; cilium movement involved in cell motility.